AUGUGUCUACAACUGGGUGGCCUGAGCUGCAGUGAUUACAAGAAGAUUUUGAUGAAGACAGGCCUGGUGCUGCUGGUUCUGGGCCACAUCGGUUUUAUCACAGCUGCCUUACUGCAUGGCACAGCCCUGCGCUAUGUCACAGACACCCACGAUGCCGUCUCGCUGCAGUAUGCAGUCUCCAACAUCCUCGCCGUCACCUCAGCCAUCUUGAUCAUCGCCUGUGGGAUCACAGUCAUUGUGCUGUCCAGAUACCUUUCCCUCACCUCCCUACGAUGGACGGUGUUUGUUGCCAGUGUAACCAGCGCCCUCUUCUCCCUUGUCUGUUCCCUUGGCCUCCUGGCAUCUAUCGCCAUCACCUUCGCCAACCAGGGCAGGUCACUGCUUGCCACCUGUUCCUUUGGGAACUCAGAGCUCCUCUCCCUGACGCCGGACUGUCCCUUUGACCCCACCCGAAUCUAUAGCUCCACCCUAUGUCUCUGGGCUAUCUCCUUGGCCCUUUGUGUGGCUGAAAGUGCCUUUGCUGUCCGGGCAGCCCAGCUCACUCACCAGCUGCUGGAACUGAGGCCCUGGUGGGGGAAGAGGAGUCAACAUUUGAUCACAGAAAGCUCAAACCUUAGUGAGGGCCGAGAUCUACUCAGCUGCUCCAGCUUGGAGCCAGUGCCCGUCUGA
This is a messenger RNA of Trichosurus vulpecula (common brushtail), 669 nucleotides long. RefSeq names its product transmembrane protein 54 (gene TMEM54). The coding region runs from base 1 to 669 and encodes 222 amino acids. The transcript is spliced from 6 exons. NCBI's taxonomy places the organism in Eukaryota, Metazoa, Chordata, Mammalia, Diprotodontia, Phalangeridae. The record is from RefSeq and is a predicted model, not a curated record.